Molecule: messenger RNA, 2202 nt
Organism: Piliocolobus tephrosceles (Ugandan red Colobus)
Lineage: Eukaryota; Metazoa; Chordata; Mammalia; Primates; Cercopithecidae
Gene: CST3
Product: cystatin C
Exons: 4
Coding region: 188-628 (146 amino acids)
Cellular component (GO): vesicle; cytoplasm
Molecular function (GO): cysteine-type endopeptidase inhibitor activity
Source: RefSeq, a predicted model, not a curated record
GGGAAGCGGGAGGGACUAGGCCUUCCGGAAAAGGAAACGCAGGGCGCGAGGGGCGGGGAAGGGCAGAAGGGAUAAAAGCGCAGCCGCUGGCCCCGCGGCGCUCACGGCCUCGGGAUCCCACUGGGUGCUCAGUAGCUCCAGCCUCUCGCCUGCGCCCCACUCCCCGUGUCCCGCGUCCUAGCUGACAAUGGCAGGGCCUCUGCGCGCCCCGCUGCUCCUGCUGGCCAUCCUGGCCGUGGCUCUGGCAGUGAGCCCCGCGGCCGGAGCGACUCCCGGGAAGCCGCCGCGCCUAGUGGGCGGCCCCAUGGACGCCAGCGUGGAGGAGGAGGGUGUGCGGCGUGCCCUGGACUUUGCCGUCAGCGAGUACAACAAAGCCAGCAACGACAUGUACCACAGCCGCGCGCUGCAGGUGGUGCGCGCCCGCAAGCAGAUCGUAGCUGGGGUGAACUACUUCUUGGACGUGGAGUUGGGCCGAACCACAUGUACCAAGACCCAGCCCAACUUGGACAACUGCCCCUUCCAUGACCAGCCACAUCUGAAGAGGAAAGCAUUCUGCUCUUUCCAGAUCUACACUGUGCCUUGGCAGGGCACAAUGACCUUGUCAAAAUCCACCUGUCAGGAUGCCUAGGAGACCCUGAUGAACAGACUGAGCAAAAUGCUGCCUUUCCUGAAUGGCUACUAGGCAGGAAAUGAUGCUGGGAAGUGUUUACCCCGCAGGCUCUGUGCCUUCUCUGACUGGGCAGCUCAUGCUGUAUGCAUGAAGGCAUCAUUACCAAACACACCUCCGAGGCCAGCGGCCAGCCCAGCGUCUGACUCACAAGCUGUGACUGUCCCACCUUCUUACAACAACGAUAGCAGUUUCCCCGUGAGGAUCCACCCCUCCUCCCCUCUCACUCCGCCUGUUUCCAGGGAAGCUGACUCUACUGUUUGGACCACAGCUUGGAGCACUUGACCCCGGCUAAACUGGUCAGGGCAGCGGGUCUCCCUCCCCUGAAGCCUCAGUGAUUGGCGUGAGGACAACAGUGACCUAUGUGUGGCCGCCUGGGACCCAGGAGGCUUAACAGAGGGAUUUUGUUUGACUAUGUGAUAAGUGGGUUCUUCCUUCCCUGCUGAGUGUGAAGAUAAAAAAGACAUGAGGUCUGGGGCCCACUUGGAGCCUGUUUGAGAAUGAAGCCAAGUUAUGGGAGCAGCAAAACUAAAUCAAGAGACAGCAGGGAAGCCAGGCCUAGCGGUGCACUCCCAGUUGUUCUGUAGGCAGAGGCGGGAGGACUGCUUGAGCUCAGCAGUUUGAGGUUGCAAUGAGCCGUGAUUUCACUACUGAACUCCAGCCUGGGCAAAAGAGUGAGACCCUGUGUCUCAGCAAAAGAGAGAGAGAAACAGACAGACAGACAGCAAGGAGCAGGUGGGUUAUAAUGUUGGAGUCCCUGCACCAAGCAGAGCCUGAUGCCCGCCCUUGCUCUGAGCUUCCUAGUUGUAUGAACUGACUACCAGGCCAGUUGGGUUGGGUUUCCAGCCCUGUGCUCUUAUCUGUCCUCACUGAUAGACAAAAAUAACUCAUUAGUCGGUUCUCAGACCCACAGUCCCAUGACAUUUCUUGACCGUUUCAGAAGUAAUACCUCAAGGGCCAGCCUGUAGAAAGUGGAGGACCUGCCCCCUGGACCUUAGAAGUCGCAGCCACUCUUAAAAAUGCAAGGACAACAGAUGUCACCAUGACUGAAAAAUAGAGGCUGACCCUGCCUCUGAAGUUGCUGCGAUUGACUCGUGUUCAAGGAGAUAUUAGCUGUCACUUCCUUUCUUGUGAUAUAGUCGGCCUCAUCAUUAAGCUGCAAUCAGCCAGAAGCGUAGCUGUGCCCCUGGGAUUGAAAUCAGCAGUCAGUCUGGACAUGCUUUUUCCAUCUUCAUGAAGUACCGCCCCAGUACCAACCAAAUUUAUCAUAGAUGGAAUUGAUUUGAACUCAGGAAAUCCUCAAAUAGGCCAGAACAAUUCACUAAUUAAAUUCAUCCCCAAAACAAAAACAAAAACAAACAAACAAACAAAAACACGAAAAAACAACCCACAUGAUAGGAAAAAAAUUUGCAAAUUAUAUACCUGAUAUAGAACUUGUAUUCAGAACAUAUAAUGAACUCUUACAACUCGAGAAGACAGGUAACCCAAUUAAAAAUUCUUCUAAAAAAGAAAACCGAAUUUAAAAAUGAAGACAA